Molecule: messenger RNA, 893 nt
Organism: Racocetra persica
Lineage: Eukaryota; Fungi; Glomeromycota; Glomeromycetes; Diversisporales; Gigasporaceae
Source: the annotation of a GenBank genome assembly
AGAGAAAUGCAAUGGCAGCACUUGCAGGAGCUUGGUUAGCUUUUGUUAUCAUUAUUGGUGUUCUAUUCGCAUUUAGCUUCCUGUUCACAAAAUAUUACCAAGACCGUCGUGAUAGCGAACUUUUGGCUACAUGUGUCACGAUUUCCUCCUUAACUCUGUGUUUAAGUGCAAUAGCAUUAUUUCCUGUAGAUAUAUUUUUAGUAUCCUCAACGGUUAAUUUAAAUACUGGAUUAAAGCAUGAUUGGGCUACUGAAGAUCAAGUUCAAGAUAUUUUAAAUCAAAUAAAUGCUGUUUAUUAUGGAAUGUACGGUUUGAUUGCUAUAUUCUGUUCAUUCGUGAUUCCAUUCGCUUAUUUCUAUUUUGAAGAAUAUGAUGAGGGUGCAUCAAGUCAUCAGCGCAUUUUAGGUGCCUUAAAAUACACCUGUUUUUUUGUGGCAUUCAUGCUGGUUUGUUUCACAGUUGGAAUUAUUGCACAGCCCAAAAAUAAAAAAAUACCAGUAGAUAUGGAUUUUUUCAAAAAAUUCUUAACUGGAACUCUUGGCGAAAACAGUAUUUCUUUCAUUAUAGCUAUUCUUAUGAUAAUUGGAAUGAUCAUUUUUAUUGUGUACACUGCUCCCGGACUAUCAUUACUUCCAAUUAGAAUGAUAAAAGGGACAGGUCAAUCUGGUCCAUUGGAUUCUGAAAUCGAAAGUCAUCUCAGAGUGAAUCGUGAAAAACAAAGAGUUAUAAACGCAAAAUAUCCAGAUUCCAAUCAACAAAUGACUAGAAAAGAUAUUGAGCAGCUAGAACGCUUGGUUUCUGAGGAAAGAAUGUUGGAGCGGCGAUUGCAUGCGUAUGAAGCAAGCAAAACAGGAAUAUUGAACAAGAUUCUUAUGAUUUUCAGACCAUUUGAA